UGCAUUUAGAAUUGAUUCAGAAACUAUCUUCUAGUACUAGUACUAAGCCACUUAUCGCAAUGCCUUCCUCGCAUGCAUGGAACAUGCUGAAUCCAUGCGUCAGGAUCGAUUUUCAAGGCUGACGCCCGGCCCGUCACGUUCUAACGAAUUGAAACUUCGCAAGGCAAGAUUUAUGGUACUUCAAAACUCACCAACAACUCAAGACGCCCUUUUCGUGAUUUUCGAUCUUUCCAACGGCGCCAUGUCACCUUCUCUCAGGAGAGUAUCGUCGACUGUAUCUUUUUAUACCUCGGAACAUAAUACAGCUGGCCACAGUCACCAUCCAAUCGAGGAUGGCGACAUCGUCGAAGAAACAGCCGCAGAUAAAAUUUCCUUAGUCGGCUCGGCCAUUGUGACGCAAACAGCGGCGAUGUCCCUCGAUGCAAUGUCGUUUUCUUCUGAGAGGGCAUCAUCCACCGUAUUCUUCCAUCCCUUAUGUCAAAGAGCAGCCGGCCACAGCUUGGACCGAAUCGAAGAUGCUCCGCAUCACCCAGAUGCCUGCAAUGUUGUAGAGACGGGCGCUGGUCAAAGUUCCCGGGUCGAUGUGAACACUAGGACGCAAACGUCGCCAGCGCCCCUCGACACAAUGUUGCUAUCUCCUGAGAGAAUAUUGUCCACCGUACCCGUAUGUGGCGUGUGGCUCUUCCUCAGCAUGAAAUUAACUUGAGGUCAGUUCCAUAGUCCCUCAGGUCAGAGUGCAGCUAGCCACAGUUCAGAUCGAGUCGAGGACAAAAAUCACACGAGUAGCUGGUUUAGUAGGACCCGAGAAAAGAAAAACCCCACUAUGGUAUCGACGAUCCUCGACACAACGCCGCCG
This is a messenger RNA of Suillus subalutaceus, 856 nucleotides long. RefSeq lists its product as uncharacterized. The transcript has 3 exons. Lineage: Eukaryota; Fungi; Basidiomycota; Agaricomycetes; Boletales; Suillaceae. Bases 77 to 706 code for a protein of 209 amino acids. The record is from RefSeq and is a predicted model, not a curated record.